Messenger RNA from Oldenlandia corymbosa var. corymbosa, 2463 nucleotides. Lineage: Eukaryota; Viridiplantae; Streptophyta; Magnoliopsida; Gentianales; Rubiaceae. The record is from the annotation of a GenBank genome assembly.
CAAAAAGAUUGCAAACAUUUCUGUCAACAUCAUGAUUUUACGUUAUUAGUUAACUAAUAAAAUAAGAGUACAAAGUUUGGAUUAAGAUUUAAGAGCAUCUAUUUAUUAUUAUUUGAUUUAUUUCUCAGUUGUCCCACUCGCUCUCCAGCUGGUCACCAUAUUAAACCAAAUCCAAUUUCCCCAGUAUCCCUUAUCUUUCCCUUUUCUGACAUUUUGACUAUAAUCGCCGCUAUGAGUUUUCAGUGUUCACGUUUUACACCUGUAUUUCAAUCAAUAAUGAUUUCUCUAAUUUAAACCAGAGAAACCCCCCAGAAACUUUUAUAUGAAAAAUGCACUUUUAUAGUACACUGAUAUUUUGCAUAAAAACCCCCCAGCCAUCUCUCCCUGUAUCGUCCCUUCCUUCUUUCAAUUUGGUAUUUCUCCGACCCGACCCAUUUUGAUUUGACAAAUUCUCCCCAUUGUAGCGUCUCCUACGUUGGCAAAGAAGAAGAUGAGCCGGUUCAAGAGAUGGGAACUCGUUGAGCACUCCGCAUUUCCAUGGGAGACUUCUCUUCUCUCAUUCCCGCCCAACUCCAUUUCCUUAAACCCCUGUUUCCCUUCCCUCUCUUCCAUUGAAGACGAGCUCGAUUUCACCCUCGAUCUCCUUAACCACACCACCACUAAGCCUCCUCCGGCUCUGUUCGAUUUUCCGUCGCCUUUUGACGGCUUCGACACCCUCACCGAUCUGAUCCAGGUUGAGAAGACCCCUUUCUACACCAAAACCCACCGAGUCCAGCGGCGCGUUGACCGUGCCGCACUCAGGAACGAGCUCUACCUUCAGAGCUUGUGCGACCGGGUUUCUGCACUGGAGCUGAGCUUUGACCGGUUGGCCGGAGCGAAGAAGUCCAAGAUCGGAGAGAGGAAGUACACGUGGACGACGGAGAUUAAGGAUCCUGAAGAAGACGGCCUCGAUCGCAAGUACAAAUGGACUACUGAGAUCAAGGAUGGCAAGAAGAAAGGGCAUCUGCACAAGAACUUCAAGUACACAGCUGAGAUCAAAGGCAAGGGCGAGGACUCACCAUUCUCUCGUAAGUACACCUUCACUGCAUCCUCCGGCGAUUCCGAUGACAGCAGCGGCCACAAAGAGAAGGAGAAGAAAGAUGUGAAUAAAGAUAAGAAAAAACCAGCGGGAUCCACCCGUUUGGUUGAGAUCCAGGAUCACUCCUCCGAUCAUGGGGCCCUCGUCUUGAGACAGGCAUUUGCUAGGAGGGUGGAGAAGUUGCGCGGGAAGAGGAAGGAGUUAUCUCCCCAAGAUGCGGCGAUGAAGAUACAGUUGUCCUUCAAAGCUUAUUUAGUGAGGAGGUCACAGGCGUUGCGUGCACUUCGUGAGUUGGCCAUUGCUAAGACCAAGCUCAAGGAGAUCAGAGCUCUGUUCAACAACUUCUCUUACCGUCGCCGCCUCACUCGUGAUGCCGAGGAGCGCCAGAGGUUCUCCGAGAAGAUCAUUGUGCUGCUUCUCACUGUUGAUGCCAUUGAGGGAGCUGAUAUGCUCGUGCGGGCUGCUAAGAAGUCGAUGGUGGAUGAGUUGGAAGCCAUGCUAGAUGUGGUAGACCCGCAGCCAGGUGGAAGAUCACAAUCCAUGAAGAGGAGAACAUUUGAUAUGCCUGAUUCAGUGAUUCAGAAGGAACUUGCCGCUGGUGUAGCCCAGGUAGUUCAGAUGCUGGAUGAUGAAGCUAAUGUUUCUGAAACCCUCGAAGCCAACUUAUGAUUCUCUGUCACUGUUGUGAAAUUACCACUUCUAUGCAUCUUCUUUUGUUGUCCCUUUUUCUAAGCAAAGAGGUUAGAUUAUGCAUAUGUGGACAUGUUACCACCGGAUGCGAUCUUGCUUGUGUUAGUUGUCUGCAUAGGCCUUUCAGGCGAUUUGCUUUGUGUUGGAAGAGCUUGUUUUCAGCCCCAUGACUAAUGAGGGUUUCUACUCGUUAAAAGUUAUUUAGACUCUGUAAUGGUUCAAGUUAAACUCAAUCCUCUGCUUCUUAGGCUAACUUCUUGUUUAUUUAUAUAAUGUUGUCAUCUCUUUUAAGAUGAUACAUUCUGGCAUAUCUUGCUGUGUUCUUUUCCUUUGCAUCGCCUGCAUGGUAUUUCGAGAUACACAAAUGUGCCUUGACCAGUUGUUGGGUCAGUCCAGUUUUACAUUAACGUUUAACUUCAACUGCUUCAUCUUAGCAUAUUGAAUCUCCCUCGAGUCCAGUGCUAUCGGUUGUUGUUCAUUGAAUUUGAUCAAGUUGUCCGAAUUUGGGUGGGUCUUUCGUCCACUGAUUGUCCGUGCUGUCAUCAGAGACUCAAGAAAUAAGCAAACAAGUUUACGUGGAAAUAUAUCUUGUAGGUGAAACAAGCUAAAAAAAUAGUAUAUAGAAUUUCAAAUUUAUUCCUCUUAAAUUCAACUUUAAAAUUCAUCAUGGUGUAUUUUCCCCGCCGGAGAUUGGG